AUGGAGACCGCCGACCGCAGUCGAGGACACACAGAGGGGCCCAGGCGCAUAGAAGUGGUCAAGUUGGAGGCCUACCACGUCCUCUCCGCGCUUAAGGACCACCUCAGAAACAGUCAGAACACCACAAGCCUUGUGCCGGUACUGGGCACCGACACCGGCUCAGGCAAGGCGCUGCAGGAGCCCUCCCUGACCAGGUACUUCAAGCUCCUCAUAGUCAAGGGGGUGCCCAGCGAGGACAUAUUCCUCGACAUUGCGCACAUAAGGCCAUUCCUGGAGGUCAUGAAAACAUGCGACUCGAAGCAGAGCAAGCUCAUCAUACUAUGCGCGGAGGCUAUCUCGAAGUUCACGCAGUGUGAAAUCGCCAACUUCAGCCACAAGAAUGCCCCGGUAGUGCUCAACACCACCUUUGAGGAGCUGCUGCGGCUCUUCUCCACUAACGUGGAGCCCAAGGAGGACCUGUUGACAUUGAAGAUCCUGAAGACGCUCUGCGACAUACUGCGUUCAAAGGGAGGCAACCUGAUCACGAACGAAAACAUAUGUGUCAUGUUCAAAAUGAUCGCAACGCUGCUCACUGCGAGGCAUAGGAACAGUGCGAUGCGGAAGCUCAUACACGACGAGGUCGUCAACCUGCUCCAGGCCUCGCUCGGGCACUACGACAAGAACGCCAUCAAGCCGGCCAAACCGAAGGGGCUCUCGCGCAGAAUCAGCAGCACUUUUAUAUUCAUCAGCCUGCUGCUGGCUCAAAAGGCGUCGCAGCAAUCUUUUAGCCUAAACGCGGAGGACUCGUUUCUCUCCCAGGAGGAUAAGGACACAGCUGCCAGGUUCAGAAACGACUUCGCCAUACUAUCGCAAAACGUGAUCUCGUUCCCCGCGCUGUGGAACGAAUUCUGCACAGACGUCUGUGUGGUGGGACUGGACACACUCAACCAAACGAUGGAGCUCGGGUCGCUUUACCACAGGCAGUACAACGCGGUGCUGCCGAUAGUCCAAGUCUUUAUAGCCAACUCCAUAUAUCGCAUGUGCUUCACGGAAACGCUGUCCCUGUACUCGCUGGUGCUGAGGUCGCUCAAGAACCUGCUCUUCUUCUUCAGGACGCAGAUGAAGGCGCAGUUCGAGGCGCUGCUCACGCACAUUAUCGCAUCUGUAGUGAACCACGUGCACGAGACCAAGACAUAUUCCUUCAAGCCAGACAUCAUCGAAAUGAACAUGGAGUUCAUCGUAGACUUGUGUCACAACGAGCAGCUCAUCAUGGAGCUGUACGCGAACUACGACUGCGACGUCAGGUGCGCGAACAUAUCGGACGUGCUCAUCAAGGGGGUCAUAACCUGCCUGGUGCCUACUCAUGACUUCGACGCCAUCGCUGGCGCAGUUGACCCUGUGAAGGCUAGGUUGGCGCACUCAAUUGCACCCGUUAAAAGGAAGACCUCGUCGGGGUACACCAAAACAGCGGGCGAAGGCAACUGGGUAGUCAAUGUGGAGUUCAUGGCACUCAAUGCGUUGCAAGGCAUACUCAAAUCGUUGGCGGCCGACACCAUGGAAACCAAAAGCUCGCCGAUUGCAGAGAAGGAUUCACACUUUGUCAAACUCAAGCGGUGGAAGGACAUGCUAAGAGAGGCUGCGGAGACGUUCAAUGCCACACCUCUGGGAGAUGGCUGGAUACCGCUGGUAAAGAAAAUAGGGCUGCUUCCGGAGAAUCACACGCCGAAAGACGUGGCCACGUUCCUCAAGUGCAUUCCUGACAUCGACCUUAAAAAGGUGGGAGAGUACCUCGGCACACACAAGAAUCCGCAAUUCAUGGACCAAGUCAGGAUAGAGUUUGCCAAGCUACACAGUUUCAGGGCGCUCCCGAUUGUCAUGGCGAUCAGGAUGUUCCUCUCAUCCUUCAGGCUGCCGGGUGAGUCGCAGCAGAUCGAGAGGAUCAUUGAGGUGUUUGCCUCCACAUACUUCGAAGCGCAACCACUGGCCGAUGACAGUGAUGAAAAGGGUGAUAACAACGGAAAGACGCAGUCGAACGAGGAACUGCCAGACAGCAAAAGGCCAAGGUGGGUUAUACAGGAGAAUGCCUUCUGGCAACUCAACUUUACCUCGUACGGGGUUGCAAACGUGGGGACGAUAAACGAUCAUAUCGCAGCCGAAGAAGAGGCGCCAUACGAGCACUUCAAAAGACAAUUCAUGCAAAACGAUAUCGAAAACAUACUUACCAACGAGCGAAUGAAUCUUGUCACUGAGGCGAUCAAAGACGAUAGCAUCGUAGCCAGCAUGCAGCUGACACAAAAUGAAACCACACAAGAAGACGAUAGCAAGACCGCAAAGAACAGGGAUGCGGGCGUUGUAGAGGGGCUUGUGAAGCCUGGAUUCGCAUAUGUAGCGAACGCCGACGUCAUUUUCGUCCUAUCGUACUCAAUUAUCAUGCUCAACACUGAUCUGCACAACUCGCAGAUCAAGAAAAAAAUGAAACUGGAGGACUUUAUCAGAAACAAUAAGGGUAUAAAUAACGGUAAGAACCUGCCGUUCGAAUUCCUCGAGGACAUAUACACGACCAUCAAACAUCACGAAAUUAAGCUUCACAAGGCAUCCGAACAGGUUGAGGCGGUCAAGUACGACAACUUCUUCUGGGUGGACCACGUGCUACAGAGGCAAAGGCUUAUGUGCAGCUUCAACACGGAUCUUUGGGCCUAUGGGUGGGGAAUAAAGCGCAGCAUAUUCCAACUCCUAUGCAAAAACCGAUUCCACCACGCACUCAACACGGCCCUCGUUGGUUCACAAUCGAUUUCUGGACUCAAAAGGUGUAUACGCAUGAUAUGGCUCUUCAUGAGAGUUGCGUUGAAGUUCGAGGAAAAGGGGGUCAUCAACCAAACUUUCCAACUCUCGAGCAUCAGCAUCGAUGACACCAUCGGUUACAGGUGCCAGCUUUCACUGGCGUUGCUGCUGAAUGUGAUUGCCACUGCGUCCAACUUGUUCGACGAGGCAUCCUGGGUAAAAGUUAUGGAUACCAUAAUCAAGCUUUAUUACCUCAACCUGUUGCCCCUCUCCUUUGCGGCCUUGGAUAUCGAUGCGCACGUGUUCGGUAACUGCAGUGCGCUGACGGAUGCCCUGGUGCCCCCUACCAUCCGCUUCAAGCGCAACCUGGACGCGCGAAGAGGUGCCGGGUGGUUAGGAGGAUGGACUAACUUCAUGUUCGGCAAACCGGUGGCCACAAAUAGCGCCGAACAGAGCGAUAUGGGUGAUUGUGAUUUCGAUGAGCUUGCAAAGCUCAGCUUACAACGUUCAGAUUCGCAACAGGCAUCCAACGAACAGUUCCUCUUCCUCUGUGACGUCCAGUCGACCUGCGACGUGCCCGUGGAAAAUCCCUACUUCAAUGUAGACCUUAUCAAACGCGGGGUCAAUCCGAUACAGUCGAAGGAGGACGAAGACGCCAUCAAGGAAGUGACGCAGGCGUUCGGCAAUGACUCCGACAGGGAGGAGCUGCUGCCACAGGUGCUGGCUUACAUGAACCUUAGGUUGGCAUUCCUGAACAUAUACAAUGUCAACAGCCUAUUCCUUGGAGCGACGACGAACGUGGGUAGCGAAAACUUCUUGACCGUUAUGAAGGUCAUCGCAUGCCGCAUUGUCGAGGUUGCAACAAAGGACAAGGAGACGCCAACCGUCGCAAAGCCGAACGGCGCACCGAGCCAACCGUCGCAGGGAUCGGCAAGCUCAAAAACGGAAGCAAACUUAUCGCAAGAAGGGUCAUUGCUGGAACCGUGCCCCAAAGAGAUAAAGAACUUCAACAGCAAAGCGGAGCCCGCGUUCUUUUUGGGCAUAUUCACGAAGGUCUGUAUCACCGUAUUCGACAGCACCAAGCAGGUUAUUAAGCGCAACGGGGGAGCGCUAAGCAAGGAAGAUGAUGCCAAAUUAAAGAUCAACGUGAUGUUCACUGUAAAGGUCUUCCAUCUUAUGGCCAGCACUCUCAUAUUCCGCGACGCACUGGAGCACAUACCAAAACCGGAUGAUGUUCUCGAGGUUUUCGGACUCUUGGAGGGCGAGGAAAUAUAUGAACAAAUAGCUGACGACGAGAAUUUAGCAAUGUUGCUGAAUACCACCGAAAAGCUGGUGAAGGCUGUCAAGAGUGACACUGUCCUGUCAUCCUAUUUGUGUAUCAUGAUGCUCAAGCUGAUACUCUGGUUCACGCAAAACUCCCAGUACGAUGUGGUUGUGUUCCGCGGUAAACGUAACUCCAGCGACGAAAACGAUUCCACAAAUGGGUCGGUCGGAAGUGACGCUAAGGGUAACGCAACUUCGGCUAAGGAGUCAACGGAUGACAUGAGUAUUAGGUGGUCAGACAUGUGCUUAUGGCUGGGUGCAUGGUUGCUGCAGAUGCUCAUACACUUCGAAAACAGAGUCUUCUACAACCACAUUGAACCCACCGUAAAGGUCAUAUCGAGUAUAGCUACAAGCAAGGUUAUCGCACGAAACAACUACUUCAUGAAGGUCAUGAUGGCCGCUUUCCAGAGAGUCACCAACCACAGCCUGCCGUUUGCAAAGGACGUUACAACCGCGAUGCCCGGGGCGGCUCGGAUCAGGCGGAUACAAAACUCGGUGGCAUCUGUCCUGCCCAUUGUCAUGCGAAACAACAAAUGUCUAGUCAAAUAUGAGCCACAUGUCAUGGCGAAAUAUGUGGUACAGAUGUUGCUCUCACUGGCCAUUUUCAGCGGAGAUGGUGACGACGUUAACGACGAUGACCACAACCGGGGGAUAGUGGCAAUACAAAUGCUCAUCGAAAUGAAAUCUUUCGCCACAAAUGAGGACGUCGUUGAGGCCCUGUGGUUGUACGCAAUCCAUGCGCUCGCCAUCAUGUGUUCAAUGGGGCCGCAGCGCAUAUACUUGGAGGCCAACAAGGCGCUCAACAAAAUAUUGCUCAAGGAGGCGGCACCAAAAGGACGAUGCAAGACUAUUACACGAGUUGUGAGGAUAUUCGACUACCUCCUGGCGCCGAUCCUCACGAACAAUUUCCAGUACCCAUUCAUGUACCACAUGGUUGCACUACCGCUGAACAAGAUGCCGCCCAAAAUCGCAAACGCGCGCCGUGGCAAUUGGGAGAUUGUCGGGCCGUUCAGCAAAAAUAUAUACAGUGUACGUAAAUGCCCUGUGUGGAUGGAAAAUGUCGUGACGGAGCAUCUGGCGUCCUACAGUCUCCCAGACGUCGACGACAUCAACACCCGCAGAGCGGAGAUGACCAGCCUCAUCUGUCAAUACAUGCUGGCAAACAUGUCCACACUGAGCACCAUGGAGCUGGGAGCUGUGGAAAUUAAGAAGGUGAAGGAAACAGCAAGCAGCUUGGAGUACCUGCUCUACACGUCGGAUCAGAAGAUCUGCUCGCAGUCGUGUGUCAAGAGGCUGAUAACGAUCACCAACUACAUUCUCAAUGUGAUCAUACCGAGCAACGGGGAGUACUACACGGAGACAACCAGCGACACGUACUUGGAGUCACUCAAGAACUUCCUCCUGGUGCUCCUCACCUCACCGGAGCUCAAAAGCGCCGACCAGGGCUGUAUUCAGCACUUCAAGAACGACGGGGAGCUCAAGCAGUGUCUGGAACUUGUAAAGGACUCAGUGGACAUGACGUCAGCCAGCCCAGGGGAAUACGCCCUCGCUUCGCUCUUGGCCCACACAUUCUCCACAACGGAUUUCCUCAAGGAGCUGUUCCUGGAUAUACUGAGGGUGGUGUUUGCAGCUCCACCGCCGCAAGCCGAUAAGGUGGAAGAAACGGCUGAGCAGGCAGCCGAAAGCUAA
Messenger RNA from Babesia bigemina, 5772 nucleotides. Its product is annotated as Sec7 domain containing protein, putative. Gene Ontology annotation, molecular function: guanyl-nucleotide exchange factor activity. Gene Ontology annotation, biological process: regulation of ARF protein signal transduction. The record is from RefSeq and is a predicted model, not a curated record. The transcript has a single exon. Lineage: Eukaryota; Apicomplexa; Aconoidasida; Piroplasmida; Babesiidae. The coding region runs from base 1 to 5772 and encodes 1923 amino acids.